Molecule: messenger RNA, 1240 nt
Organism: Dioscorea cayenensis subsp. rotundata (Guinea yam)
Lineage: Eukaryota; Viridiplantae; Streptophyta; Magnoliopsida; Dioscoreales; Dioscoreaceae
Product: pyruvate dehydrogenase E1 component subunit beta-3, chloroplastic
Exons: 2
Coding region: 94-1017 (307 amino acids)
Biological process (GO): pyruvate decarboxylation to acetyl-CoA
Molecular function (GO): pyruvate dehydrogenase (acetyl-transferring) activity
Source: RefSeq, a predicted model, not a curated record
ACUAAGCCUGAUGCGUCUGCAAGUUCAACAGGGUCAAAACCUGGUCAUGAGCUGCUGUUAUUUGAAGCUUUACGAGAGGGGUUGGAUAAAGAGAUGGCCCGAGAUCCCCGGGUAUGCGUUAUGGGUGAAGAUGUGGGUCACUAUGGUGGUUCCUACAAGGUGACCAAGGGCCUUGCAACCAAAUAUGGAGACAUGAGGGUUCUUGACACUCCCAUCGCGGAGAACUCCUUCACUGGCAUGGGCAUUGGAGCAGCAAUGACUGGCUUGAGGCCAGUGAUUGAAGGCAUGAACAUGGGCUUCCUCCUACUUGCUUUCAUCCAAAUAUCAAACAAUUGCGGUAUGCUGCACUACACCUCUGGUGGUCAAUUCACCAUUCCUGUUGUGAUUCGGGGGCCAGGGGGUGUUGGUCGUCAACUUGGAGCUGAACACUCACAGCGGCUGGAAUCAUACUUCCAGUCAAUUCCUGGCCUGCAGAUGGUUGCCUGCUCAACGGCUUACAAUGCCAAGGGACUUAUGAAAGCUGCUAUUCGAAGUGAGAACCCCGUUGUGCUCUUCGAGCAUGUUUUGCUAUAUAAUCUGAAGGAGAGGAUCCCUGAUGAGGAGUAUAUUUGCUGUUUGGAGGAGGCAGAGAUGGUGCGACCUGGCGAACAUGUGACAAUCCUCACAUAUUCACGAAUGAGGUACCAUGUGAUGCAGGCUGCUAAAACCCUGGUCAACAAAGGAUAUGACCCGGAGGUUAUUGACAUCCGUUCCCUUAAGCCAUUUGAUCUUUACACCAUUGGCAAAUCCAUAAAGAAGACACAUCGUGUGCUGAUUGUUGAGGAGUGCAUGCGCACAGGUGGUAUUGGGGCGAGUUUACAAGCAGCAAUCAUUAAGCAGUUCUGGGACUAUCUUGAUGCGCCCAUUGUAUGUUUGUCAUCACAGGAUGUGCCCAUGCCGUAUGCUGGAACUCUGGAGGAAUGGACUGUGGUACAACCAGCUCAAAUCGUGAAGGCAGUGGAAGAUCUUUGCAAGUAAAGUUUCAGUGCAUGGUUUAAAAUGAAAUCAUUGUUAACCGUUGGUUUUAGAAUCUAGUUUUGUUUUCGUUGUUGUUGUUGUUGUUGUGGUUCUCCUGAUUAGUUUGCUCUCUGCUGAUGUUUAUUGUCAAGAAUUGAUAAUUAUUCACUUUUGUUGAACAUUCACUUGAAUAAUGUUUUGUAUUCUGCAAUGAUUUUGGCAGUUCACAGGCUCUUUUUUUUUC